AUGUCGAAGCGCCGCAGCGAGGACGAGAACGCCGCGCCGGCAAAGCGCGGGGGCGCCGGCUACAUCGGCCGCCGCAAGGAGCACCGCUUCGAGGACGUCGGGGACGCCAAGGCGCGGCUCCUCGACUCGCUGAGCACAAAGGCGCACGUCGGCGGCGCGCCGACGGUCGACGACGGCCGCGUCUGGUGCCCCGACGGCUGGACCGUCAUGACCCUGCGCCGGGGCAAGAACGACCGGUCGGCGGGCCAGGCGUACCACCAAUGGUACGCGCCCGACGGGGCCAAGUUUCGGAGCCGGCGCGCGGCGGAGCGGCGCGUCGCCGCGGACCGCGAGCGGGACCGCCUCAUCGCCGCCGCCGCGGAGGGCGCCGGCGACGACCCCGUCGCGGCGCACGCCGCGGCCUUUGAGCGGGACGGCCUCGCGGUCAUGGACGCGCCCUACGUCCGCGAGGAGACGGUCGAGGCCGCACGCGACGCGGCCUUCGAGUUCUACGAGGCCGUACUGCGCACGGUGCAGGCGCGGGGCCUGCACCACGAGCUCCAGGCGGGCUUCGACGUGUGUCGGGAGCGAGGCCGCGGCCGCUUCGACCUGAACCCGCCGUGCCUCCCGCAGCGCGACGAGGCGAAGUUCGAGGGGCCCUUUGCCGAUUUCGUCGACGGCGCCGCGGACUGGAAGCCCGUGCUGCGCAAGAUCCUGGGCACCGACAAACCGGAGCUCAUCGCGGCGGGCGUCUUCCUGUCCAUGCCCGGCGCCGAGGCCCAGAAUUAUCAUACGGACGGCGUCCACUUGAACUUGAGGAACCACGCGCCGCCGCACGCGGUGAACGUCUUCGUGCCUCUGGUGGACCUGAUCCCGCCGGGCUCGGCCUCGAACGGGCCGACGGAGUUCUGCAAGGGCACGCACGUAUUAGGACGGGACGCCUGGGUCAAGGAGCGCUGCGUGAACCCGGCGCCGCGCAUGGGCACGGCGAUCCUCUUCGACUACCGCCUCGGCCACCGCGGCAUGGGCAACAAGUCCGACGAGCCGCGGCCGACGCUCUACCUGACGUACACGAACAAGCCGGGCUGGACGGACAAGGACAAUUUCUCGCGGGCGCGCUUCAAGAAGCUCGGGGAGCUCGUCGGCGCGAAGCCGUCGCGCGCCGAGCGCGCCGCGGCGCGCCGCGGCUAGCCGUCGCUUCUUCUUCUCCCGUCGUAACUAGCUAUCUAG
Molecule: messenger RNA, 1209 nt
Organism: Pelagomonas calceolata
Lineage: Eukaryota; Pelagophyceae; Pelagomonadales; Pelagomonadaceae
Source: the annotation of a GenBank genome assembly